Molecule: messenger RNA, 5148 nt
Organism: Mytilus trossulus (common blue mussel)
Lineage: Eukaryota; Metazoa; Mollusca; Bivalvia; Mytilida; Mytilidae
Product: CD109 antigen-like
Exons: 35
Coding region: 39-4484 (1481 amino acids)
Cellular component (GO): extracellular region
Molecular function (GO): endopeptidase inhibitor activity
Source: RefSeq, a predicted model, not a curated record
AUAGAUAAUCGAGAGGACCUUAGCUGUAGGAAAACAUAAUGAGGCGAGACGGAUUAAUUUUUGUGCUGAUUUUUAGUGUGAUUUCGAUAUCAUGUGCCAAAAACACGUAUGUUGUGAUGUUUCCGAGGACAAUACGUCCAGGCCUAGUGACAGAGGUCUAUGUCAACAUACUAGAAGCUACCGGCCCAGUGACAGUGACAGCAAACUUACAAGAUAGCAAAAACAUUACAGUUGCGUCGGGUACUAAAGACAUAUCUGUCGGUACACCCAGUACUGUACAGUUAAAGAUUCCCAUAGACCUAAAAGCUGGGUUAGAUUAUGGAUUAAAGAUAGAAGGAACAGGGGGACAGAGAUUUGCUAACUGGUCAAAAGUCAGCUUCCAAGCCAAAAGUACAUCUAUCCUGAUCCAGACAGACAAAGCCAUAUACAAACCAGGCCAGACAAUACAAUUCCGUAUCUUGGGGGUGUAUCCAGAUCUUUCUAUCGUCAAACAGACGUUCGACAUAGACAUUUAUGACCCUAAAGGGAACAAGAUAGCCCAAUGGAGAGACGCAGCAGAAGAGAAUGGUGUCUUUGCAGACAAACUCGUCAUGUCAGACCAUCCAGUUCUAGGGGACUGGAAAAUGAAAGUUACACAAGGCGUGGCAGCCGAAGAAAAGGUGUUUACAGUUGAUGAAUAUGUUCUUCCAAAAUUUGAAGUAACAGUAGAUUUACCACCGUAUGGAUUGACGACAGACUUGAUGUUUCACGGUACUGUAAAAGCAAAAUAUACUUAUGGCAAAUCCGUGAGUGGAAAUGCUAAUAUUAGACUUAAAAAGAAGUACAACCAUAGGUCAUGGGGAUGGAGACAAGACCACCCAGAGGAAUAUGUAGAUAGUAUUGAACAAUCAUUUCCGAUUGAUGGCGAAUCCAAAUUCACUUUCUCCUUGGGGCAGUUAAAAAGAUUACAGCAAAACCUUGCUUACACUGAUUUUGUGAUAGAAGCCAAUGUGACAGAAGGUGUAACAGGAUUAAAGAUGAAAGAUUCAGCUGAAAUUAAAUUUUAUGACAACCCUGCCAAGAUUGAUUUUGUAGAGUCUUUACCAGCUAACUAUAAACCAGGGCUAAUAUACACAGCACUUCUGAAAGUAACACAACCAGAUGAUAAACCAGUUGUUAAUCCAAGUAGCAGAGUCAAGGUCGAAAUGUUCUACAAUGUAGAGGUUAUAACUACUACCACAACAACAACAACGACAACGACAGCAGCACCCCUACCAGAGGAAGGAAACCUGACCGCGGUUGUUGAAGCUCUGAUUGAACCGGAAAUUUAUGAUCCAUGGCGUGGACCUCUUGUCCCUCCAACAGAAAGAGUUCCAAUACCAGUCAUGUAUUUAGACAUUAAUCCAGACGGUCUUGUGAAGUUUGAUAUCGAUGUACCAAAUGAUGCUGUUUCCUUUGAUAUUGAGGCAAGAUACAUGAAAGAGUCGGCAUACAAGUAUUUACAGCCAUUCAAAUCGCCCAGCAAAAGUUUUAUCCAAGUUCGUCUUCUGAAUGAAAAACCCAUGGCUGGACAGACAAUUUCAAUUGAUGUUAAGGCUACAGAAGCACCAGAAAAAGUCUUUUAUCAGAUGAUCUCCAAAGGAAACAUAGUUAAGACAGGGGAAAUACCAAUGGGAGGUCUCAAACAAACAGAGUUUAAAAUACUUAUUACUCCUGAGAUGGCUCCUAAAGCUCGUCUGAUUAUCAACUACGUCAGACCUGAUGGUGAAAUCGUUACUGAUGGGGUGACAUUUAGUGUUGACGGUAUAUUCAAAAAUAAGGUAUCACUGAAAUUCAUGAAAGAUGAAGUUUUACCCGGUUCCAAUAUGUUAGUAGACCUACAAGCUGAUCCCAAGUCUCAAAUUAAUGUACUUGCUGUGGAUAAAAGUGUUCUUCUCUUGAAAACAGGAAAUGACAUCAGCGAAGAUCAGAUAACAAAGGAACUGCAGUCAUAUGAUAACGCAGGAGGAGGAUAUUAUCCAUAUUACGCUAGAAUGUGGUAUUGGCCAAGCACAGGCAGAGAUGCUUCAGACGUGUUUGACAAUAAUGGAAUGACUGUCCUAACUGAUGCUUUGUUGUAUAAUUAUCAAGAACCUUUUCAUUACUACGAUGUCUAUGAAGUGAGUGCCUAUAUGAAUGGCGAUGUGAAUGACGAUGAGGGUCUACGCAUGUCACAGGAUCAACAUUCAAAUCAUCUCGAAAAUGAAAAUAUUCGUCCUAACGUCUUAAAACCAACGAGUCAAAUAAGGAAACACUUUCCUGAAAGUUGGAUGUGGCUAAAUGAAACGAUUCCUGACACAGGGAAAACAACAAUAAACGUUAAAGUUCCAGAUACUAUUACUUCAUGGGUAGCAACAGCUUUUGCAGUCAAUCCCGAGUCUGGACUUGGACUAACAGCUCAACCAUCAAACUUGAAUGUUUUCAUGCCGUUCUUUAUGCAAUUGGUACUACCAUAUUCAGUUGUACGAGGAGAACUUGUAGUUUUACAGAUCAACAUACACAAUUAUUUAGCAACCAGUGAAUGGGUUUUAGUGAUAUUGGAGAAAAAAAUGGAUAUGGAAAAUGAGAUUACAUACAGCUCUGGAGCAAGGAAACGAAUGCAUGCUAAAGUUGGCAGGUGGAUUAAGUUGAUGAAAGGAGGAAUUGGCUCUGUUUUCUUUCCAAUUGUUCCUAUUGCAGUUGGUCAGUUGAAGAUAUCCGUUACUGCGCAGACUGCAUCGGCGUCUGAUGCCGUAGACAAGGAUCUUCUUGUAGAGCCUUCUGGAACAGCCCAGGAAUAUAAUAUUCCUGUACUGAUAGACUUAAAGACAGUGGGUACAUUUAAUAAAACAGUAAAUAUUACCUUCCCAGCCAAUACCACUGCAGGUUCACGACGUGUGACAGCAUCUGUAAUAGGUGAUUUAAUGGGACCUUCAAUUAAUGGUUUGGAGAAAUUAAUCAAAAUGCCUUAUGGUUGUGGAGAGCAAAACAUGUUAAAUUUUGCACCAAAUAUAUUUGUACGAAGAUAUUUGAAUGUGACAAACAAUCUAUCGUCUAAAAUGGAUUCGGAUUCAAAGGAGUAUAUGAUAAAAGGAUAUCAGAGAGAACUUACUUACCAACAUGACGAUGGAUCUUUUAGUGCUUUUGGAAACAGCGAUAAAUCUGGCACUACAUGGCUUACUGCAUUUGUCGUGAAAUCUUUUGCUCAAGCGUCUGACGAUAUAUUCAUUGACGACAAAUUAUUCCAUAAAGCACUUGAUUGGCUUGUAUUACAACAAACAGAAAUUGGAACAUUCAAAGAACCCGGUAAAGUUUUACAUAAAGCUAUGCAGGGCGGGUCAGCAGCAGGUGAGAGAUCUUUAACUGCAUUUGUAUUGAUUGCGAUGAAAGAAGCCGAUGUUAUUAAAGGGGCCAGUGACCGAACUGCAAGAUCUAUUAAACGGGCAACAACGUACCUUGAGGGAGAGGUUGACAGAUUGAUUGACACUUACGAAAUGGCAAUAGUAUCGUAUGCUUUAAAACUUGUAAACAGUCCAAAAUCAAUCAUCAUAUUAGAAAGACUGAAGAUGUUGGCUGUAGAUGAAGAUGGCACAAGGUACUGGAAACAUAAUGCUAAAGAGUCAAACGAAAAAAAAUAUUCAAAUUGGAGCCCUCCUCACAGUCAGUCAAAUGCUAUAGAUAUUGAACUGACUUCAUAUAUUCUUAUGAACUAUGCAAUGAACAUGGAUGUUGAAAAUGGUUUACCCGUACUACGAUGGUUGACAUCACAACGAAAUCCCAAUGGUGGAUUUUGCUCAACACAAGACACAAUUAUUGCAUUACAAGCUUUAGCCGAGUUUGCUGGGGAGAUAUACUCUAAUGACUUUAACAUGGAAAUAACAAUUAAAAGCCUUAAAGGUGAAAAGUUUGAAGAUAAACAUAUCAUUACUCGCGAUAAUGCCCUAGUGCUGAAAGUAUUUGAGGUUCCAAUUGGAGUAGAGGAACUCACAGUAUUUGCAAAGGGCAAAGGAGUCUCUUUAGCGGAGGUUGCUGUUUAUUUCUACACUGCUGAUGACAUUAAAACGUCAGCAUUUGAUAUCAAUACCACAAUAUCAGAAGAAACAACAAAAGGAUUAAGGCUUCAAGUUUGUGGAAGAUGGCGUCAGGAAGGUGAAACUGGAAUGUCUAUAAUGGAGAUUGGCAUACCAUCAGGAAUGACACCAGAUUAUGAAUCUCUUGAUUUUACUUUAGCUCCAGAGUAUAAACGAAAAGAAGAAUUAUUUAGAAAGCUAGUAUUGUAUUUUGACAAGUUUGAUGCUCUGGAACAAUGUGUAUCACUGAAUAUUGUGCGAACUGAUCGAGUGGCAGAGCUGCAACCAUCACCAGUCAGAAUAUAUGACUAUUAUGAGCCAAGUAAACAAAAGACCUCAUUUUAUUCAUCAAAAUUAUUGGAAAAAUCAACUUUGUGUGAUGUGUGUGGCACAGAGUGCUUCUGCAAAGAGAACUAAGGAGAUAUAAAUCUGCGUUGGACAUUGAUGUUGAAUGUUAUGUUACAUUUUGCAGCACAUUGAUGAUUUACAUACGUGUGUUGUUUUAUUCCUAUGUUAGUGUAAAAAAUAUUCAAAUUCUAAAUGACAUUACAUCUUAUACAUUAUAACUACACAGUUUAACAAAUGGGUUCAGAAAACAAACACGCUGUCUCCUGUCAUGCUAAUUUAAUUACACAGGAGUGAAAAUAACAAUAUUCCUCGAUAUAUUAUAAAGCUAUGGGGAUACCAACUGAAUUCCGUGACCAUUCUUAAAAAAAACAAUAUAUGCAAACUAAAUUGCUUGUUAAUAUUUAAAAAAUCUAUCUUAUUUUAGUUUCCCAUUAUUUUACACAACAAAGAAUCUGAUUUGUAUGCUCGACUGACACGUAAUAUGUUUCCAUACAACAAAUGUUCAAAUUGUGUUGGUAUUCCGAGUUGUAUCCAAAAUUACAAUGUCAUCGAAGAUUUAAAAUUAGUGAGGAAACUGGGAACUGUGUGUACGUAUGGGUGCUGAUUGUUAUAUUUUGUUGUAUGUGAUGUGUAUAAAAACAAAUGAUAUAAUACGAUACUUACAUAAUGUUAUUGCAUUUUAUAAAUAUUGAAUUCUACGUGCCUUUUGUAAUAAAUCUUAAGUAUGAUACAA